AUGGCUAUCACUCAUGAUGUGCCAUUGGUGCCAAAUGGCCACAGCAAAAGCUCGCUCAUGAGGGAGCCUUUGAAGCUGAAGGGUGUCCUUCAUAACUACAAAUCCUUCAAAUCCACUCCUAUAGUCGGAACCGAAUUCCCUGAUGCCAACCUGGUGGAAUGGAUGAAGGCUCCAAACAGCGAUGAGCUUCUCCGCGACUUGGCUAUUACCAUCUCUCGGCGAGGCGUCGUAUUCUUCCGCGCUCAAAACAACCUUACCGAUGAGCUUCAAAAGGAGUUGGCCCAGCGUCUGGGUGUGCUCACUGGCAAACCAGACACCUCAAAACUGCACAUUCACCCUCUGACCAACUACAACCUUGAUAAAGACCCGGAACUCAACGUUAUCACCACAGAUAAAGCCGCUAAUCCAGCAGAGGAUCUUUGGAAGAAUAGGCCCGCGGAUAUCAGAAAUAGUUGGCAUACAGAUACCAGCUAUGAGCCGAAUCCCGCCGACUACUCGAUCCUGAAGCUCGUCAAAAUGCCCGAAACCGGCGGAGACACAAUGUGGGCCUCUUCUUGUGAAAUCUAUGACAAGAUCUCCCCUGCAUACCGCAGUUUCCUCGAAGGUCUGACUGCCACUUUCGCCCAGACCAGAUUACCAAUCUCGGCCGCUGAGAAGGGAUAUGAGCUCUAUGCCGAGCCUCGCGGGUCCCCCAAUAACGUUGGAACCUCUCUCAGCGCUGUCCACCCGGUCGUUCGCACCAACCCAGUCACCGGAUGGAAGAGUCUUUUUGCAGUUGGCAAUCACGUUGUAAAGAUAAACGACGUGACCUCUGAUGAAAGCAGGCGGCUGCACGAUUGGUUCCUGCAGAUGAUCGUCGAGGAACAUGAUACUCAGCUGAGACAUCGAUGGGAGAAUCCUUAUGAUCUCGCAAUUUGGGAUAACCGCACGGUUUACCACACUGCCAUAUUCGAUUUCGCUGGAUUGGGCGCUCGUACAGGUCACCGUGCGGUUGGAAUCGGCGAGACGCCCUACUUCGACCCGAACAGCAAGACCCGUCGUGAGGCACUUGCCGAGGAAUGA
Penicillium pulvis is the source of this 1062-nucleotide messenger RNA. Its product is annotated as TauD/TfdA dioxygenase family protein. The coding region runs from base 1 to 1062 and encodes 353 amino acids. Lineage: Eukaryota; Fungi; Ascomycota; Eurotiomycetes; Eurotiales; Aspergillaceae. Gene Ontology annotation, cellular component: cytoplasm. The record is from RefSeq and is a predicted model, not a curated record. The transcript is spliced from 4 exons. Gene Ontology annotation, molecular function: 2-oxoglutarate-dependent dioxygenase activity.